AUGGAACAGAUUCAAAAGAAAAUAAUGCGCAUCAUCGAAAGAGAAAGAAAGAAAUGUUUGAAGGAGACGCUCCUCCAAGGAGUCGGGCAUGAGUUUCAAAGCCUGUUGGCCAUAUGUAAUCGCGAUGCCGUACCGGCGUCUAGAAGAUAUCUGGGACUGAGAUUCACGAAAUGGUUAGUUCUUGUGCUCACUGUAGAGACCGCGAUGCGAUGA
Messenger RNA from Botrytis byssoidea, 213 nucleotides. RefSeq lists its product as uncharacterized. Lineage: Eukaryota; Fungi; Ascomycota; Leotiomycetes; Helotiales; Sclerotiniaceae. The record is from RefSeq and is a predicted model, not a curated record. The transcript is spliced from 2 exons. The coding region runs from base 1 to 213 and encodes 70 amino acids.